AUGUUCACCAACAACUCUGCCGGGGACUCUGGGGGUGCCGUGUACUGUGGGUCGGGUCUCAACAGCACAUUCUCGGUAUACGAGGACAACCACGCCUACAACAAGGGCGGGGCUAUGUACAUUGAACACGACUCAAUUUUCAUUGGAGACACGUAUACACACAACGAGGCGGACAGUGGAGGUGCUUUGUACUCAGAAGCGGAUAUUGAUAUACGUAAUAGCACACUUGUGUCGAACAAGGCGGUAGAUAUCGGCGGUGCCGUGCGUGCGUAUCAGGUGAAAAUGUCCGAAUCUCAAGUCACCUGCAACCGCGCGGGUAGAGGUGCAGGUGUGGCUCUGCAAGGGUUCGUGCUGAAUCUGGACAACACUUCCAGUAUCGCCAACAACGAAGGCACUUGUGGACGGGUCUACUUCCAGUCUGGUAUGCAAUGUAAAGCCGAGGACAUCAACAACUUCUGUUCAUGUGACUGGCAGGCGGAAGUUGUGUCCGAGUUGUGUGGAGAGGGCGCACAGUGUGACAGUAAUCGCACAUAUGCGUCGGUAUGGGACCAGCCGUGUGCGUGUUCUAAAGGCACCUACUUCCGACCAGGGGAAGGCUGUCCUACCUGCAGUACUUGUGGGAAGUUCAAUAGCUCGGAGGACUGUUCCAACUCCCACGAUACAUUGUGCACCUGUCCCGUAGGUAAAACUGGACCGGAGUGCAGUGACGAUUGCAUCCUGCCCGAGAACUGCGAGAGCGGGGACACCACUACGUGCGAAUUUGAUGCCGUUGACUUCAGUUUUGGAUCUCAGUGCAAGAAAUGUCUAGAGGGGUACUAUUUGACAGAAGAAGGCCGUUGCGCACUGUGUACGCAGUGUGGUACCGGUGCCCUCGGUGACAUCUCAAUUCUGGUAGAAGAGUGUACCGCCAAUGCUGACACGGACCACAUUCGAAAUGAUUUAGUAGACAUCAUACCACGCCUCCAAGUUCCACCCAACACAAGAAUUAUACAUUCCAAGUACGUUCUUGUUCGCAAGUAUGAUGAGAAUGGUAAACUUACCAUUUACAAAGCUAGAAUGGUUGCCAGGAGUGACCAACAACAACAUGGUGUCUCCGAUAGUGAAACUUACGCUCCAGCAGCUUCGUCUGUUGCAAUUCGUACCUUCAUCGCCACUGCUGCCUAUGAGAACAAAGAAGUCGAUCAUUUCGAUGUUGCCACUGCUUAUCUUUACACUAAAUUGGAUACUUCGGUUUAUAUGUAUCCUCCGAAAGAGGCUGUGAAAUUAGACUAUAGUCCGCCAGAUACGGUACUUACACUCAAGAGAGGAUUAUAUGGUUUACAACAGUCAGGUCGACUAAGGAACUUUGAUAUCGGCGGUAAACUACAAUCGAUAGGUUUCACCCGCACCGAAGCCGCUGAAUCGAUUUGGGUCCACUCUCAUAAGGACAUCGCGAUUGUGCUAUAUGUUGACAUAAUAAAAGUCAUACGUAACACACAAGAUGCCCUCUGGUUAUUCUAUCAAUUAGAAAAACACUACAAAAUCAAGAAUCUCGGACUCCCACGUCACCUCGUAGGACUUAAAAUCCAACAGCACUCUGAUGGUAGCAUCGAAAUUGGCCAAGAAGCAUACGUUCAAAAUCUACUCGAUACCUUCCAUCUAGCGGACUCCCCGACGAAAGCAACUCCCGGAACACAUCUCCACCCCAGUACAGUGACAGGCGAACCCUGUCGUGAAAAGUACAAAUCGCUAUUAAGGGCACUAGGGUUUGCUGCUAUUACAUCCUGCCCGGACAUUGCUUGGCGGCCUCGGCAGAUACAGACUGAUGAGGGCGUGGAGUUUGUUAAUAACUCACAAGACAUUACAUCCUAA
Sphaeroforma arctica JP610 is the source of this 1851-nucleotide messenger RNA. RefSeq lists its product as hypothetical. Bases 1 to 1851 code for a protein of 616 amino acids. The record is from RefSeq and is a predicted model, not a curated record. Lineage: Eukaryota; Ichthyosporea; Ichthyophonida. The transcript has 6 exons.